Chelmon rostratus (copperband butterflyfish) is the source of this 1966-nucleotide messenger RNA. RefSeq names its product peptidoglycan recognition protein 2 (gene pglyrp2). Gene Ontology annotation, molecular function: peptidoglycan immune receptor activity; N-acetylmuramoyl-L-alanine amidase activity; zinc ion binding. Lineage: Eukaryota; Metazoa; Chordata; Actinopteri; Chaetodontiformes; Chaetodontidae. The transcript has 4 exons. The record is from RefSeq and is a predicted model, not a curated record. Gene Ontology annotation, biological process: detection of bacterium; peptidoglycan catabolic process; defense response to Gram-positive bacterium. Bases 55 to 1506 code for a protein of 483 amino acids.
UUUCACUUAGAAGAAGUCUAAUUCUGUUUUUCGGUUUCAACCAGGAGAUUCAACAUGACCUUAGUUGGACUAUCGUGUUUUGUUCUCGCUUCAUUCUAUUUCUUUACUGUUUACAGCAGGCCGGUAGGUGUCCAUCUGCGUAACAUGGACAGCUUCAUCCGAGCUGUGCAACAGGUUGAAGACUCUAACCCCGGUCUGUCCCCCCUAGCCCUGGUCAGGGCCCUGCGGAGGACUGCCGGCCACGACGAUGCAAUGACCAUCCACUUCUUGGGUACAUCAUAUAAUCUCAGUGAUGCUGAGGUCCUAGAGACAGCCAUCCUCAAUGCCUCAUCCUUUAGCUUUUUUGACAAGGCCAUCCACCACAUUGUGACAGAUUACGGAGAGGAACGAGGGGUGGUCCUCACUCCAGAUGGCACCACAGUAGCUCUUGCACCCUUGCUGCUAGGAAUCGAAUCAGGCCUGAAAGCCAAGCUGGAGGGCACCCCAGCUGUUGGGAUCUUCCCUCUCACCUUAGGCAGGACACUGGGCCUGACCUUCCUCAGCCUCCAGGAUUUCCCGCCAUCUUAUCGCCUGGGGCCUAACGGGUGCUGGGACAACGUGGAGCAUCCUAAGGUGUUCAAGCUGUCUCGGCCUGCCACUCUAGCCACUGAUGCUGUUAUUAAUGGGGGCAUGGAUGGCGCUAUACUGGGCACAGACCUCAGCAGCCUACCUGAACAGGAGCAGCCGCAGGCCCUCAGUGAGAUUUUGAAAGGAUACUAUAGUUAUAUCCUGCAUGAGGGGCAGGGUCUUGAUGCUGUGACCAGCCAUGUUAGCCCCAGACGAAGGGAGAUCUCUAGAUCCAUUCUGGAACCACUUGAUUCACUUCACAGCCAAGUGAUGGAGACACUAGCAUUAGUCUGGAAGCUGGAGAAGACAGAGUGGAUCGCUCUGGACACCGGAGUGGCGAAGGCGGUGAAGGAUGGAUUGCAGACAUUUGUGCACAAGUAUUGGGACUGCCCUCAAGUCAUCCGUCGUUGUCAGUGGGGGGCAAAAGCCUCCCGGGGUACACCUAUCCCACUGUCUCUGCCCCUCCAGUUUCUCUAUGUUCACCACACCUAUGAGCCAUCCUCGCCCUGUUUGUCCUUCCGGAACUGCUCUCGCAACAUGAGAUCCAUGCAGCGUUUCCACCAGGAAGAUCGUGGUUGGGCUGACAUAGGCUACAGCUUUGUGGUCGGCUCUGACGGCUACGUCUAUGAAGGCAGAGGUUGGCACCACCUCGGCACACACACCAGGGGGCACAAUGACAUCGGUUAUGGCGUGUCAGUCAUUGGUAACUACACUGCCACCCUGCCGUCUCGCCACGCCAUGGACCUGUUGCGUCAUCGUCUAGUCCGAUGUGGAGUAGAUGGAGGAAGACUGGCUGCCAACUUCACCUUCCACGGCCACAGACAGGUGGUGAACUACACCACUUGCCCUGGCGAUGCCUUCUUUUCAGAAAUAAGAAGCUGGGAACACUUCAGGGAAUGACAGGACCCCACUGCCAGUUUGAGGUUCUUAAACAUCAUUAAUGGAUCUUCAGGUAUGAUGACUGUCAUGACUCCCUGUUUGUUUUUCUUAUUUGUUGAAAUAGUUUCACUGUGUGAAAUGAGUUAAUCCUCCAGACUCUGGACUAGUUGAUCAUUUUAAUGGUGAUUACUCAGUUGGAAAUGUGAUUGUUGUUCUGUUUUAUUAUUGUAAUUAUUUGAUUUUAUUUGGAGUUAUAAUUGCUAACUGGGGCCUCUGUAGCUUUUACAAGUCUUUCAAUUUAUCAAUACAUGUCUGAUCAUGCUAAUGUUUGCAUAUUGUAAGGCAUGUUGGAAUAUAAAUACUAACAGAGUUUCCCUGCAGGGGUAAAAUAAAGUUUGUUUUUGAAAUCAAAACAUUUUAAAAAGCAGACAAAAAUAUCACUUGUAUGUCCUAUUUUACGUUAAUUUUUCCACUUUUUAUU